CACAGGCGAAUUUAGAAAAUCAAUUAAGUUAUGAAAAAUACCAUUAAUUGCCUUUCUUUGUCACCGCAGCUCAUGAAGAAAUGGCGGAUCUCCAGACGUUGUACAUCUGAGGACAAACACUUCGCACCCAAUGGCGUAUAUCCCGACGACAAAGACCAUCUUUAUCGACAGGGAUAUUUACGUUUUUUAGAAAUAUUGAAGAAUAUCUUCCAGACGGAUGAGAAUGAGCUGAUGGUUGUGGAAGUCUGCAAGAAGACGCUGCAAAAAAGAGAGAGGCUGUCUGGAAGAUGCCAAGAAAAAAACAGCAGAAUCCACAGCCAGUCAAGUUGGAUUCUGAAGAUGGUGUAGCCAUUGAAGCUCCAGGAAACCUCACCUUAGACACAGACUUCCUUCUCGGACAAGACCUUGAGUUUGGUGAUCCGGAUCAUGAAAACAAGAUUCUAGGCCUGGAAAAGUUCUCAGAAGUAGCUGCUGAGAUCGGUUUCUCUGUGUAUCCUCUGGGUGAUGAGGAGAGCCCUGCCUACAGCCAGCUCAGCAUGGAAAGCGAAACAGAAAACUCGCACAGCACAACUGACAACGGUCGGGAAGACGAGGGCAGAGCAGCGCAGUCCGAGCCCAGUUUUCCUCCCUACCUGUCCUGCAGGGGUUGUGGACAGCUCCGCGAUGACCCUCUGGGACCUGGCAUAGACUUGGUUGGUCCGUACUGCCUUAGGUGCUGCAAAGCCUCACGGGAAGCCAAAAGUACGGACUUCUGUUCACCUUUUGGAGGCAUCAGCGGGAUUCGCUCAGGUUCCCAUUUGCAGCUCGAUGGUGAAGGGGUGGGAAACGGGAUGGGGGACAAAGUACUGACGGCUGAGGACAAAUUGGCCAAAUUGCACUCAUGCCACCUCUGCGGCUUCUCCUCGCGUUACGCCAACCAUGUGAAGCGUCACAUGAAGACUCACAAUGGGGAGAAGCCCUUUAACUGCCCCCUGUGCACUUACGCCUCAGCGCAGCUGGUGAACCUGCAGAGACACCUGCGCAUUCACACCGGGGAAAAACCUUACAAAUGUGACAUCUGCACUUUUGCCUGCAGUUCCCCCGGCAACCUCAAGAGGCAUCAGCGCAUGCAUGUUCCCUCUGCAGGGGCGGGACAGGACGCCCCCCCACGACCUACCAGUGGCCAAAACAGUCUUAAGGGGCACGUAACAGGACAACGACCCAAUGAAGAAGUGUCUGGUACUUCAGCCAAGGUUUCAGAAGUUGCGAGGCCGACUUCGAACCUGAGUUUGGGAGCCCAGAACAACGACUACCUAUCAGCCUUUGAUGGCUUGAAGGGGGCGUCACCACCACCCAUACCAGCCUCUAACCCGGCUCCUGGCCACCAGCCUCCGCCCCUGCUGGACUCCACAGGCAGCAGCGGCAGCAGGGCUACCAGAGAGGGCGUGGCAGAUGGCGCCGCCCUCCCCCCUUCGCUUUUUCCUUUUACCUGCCGGUUGUGUGGCAUCGUCCUGGAGGACGAGGACGGCUCCUCGGCCCAGAUUUGUGCCAAGUGUACCCUUGAAAUGCUGACUAAAGACUCGUCAUCAUCUCCCAACAGCCCUGGCGAGCGCAGUGAUAAGGUGUACACCUGCGCCGCCUGCCCUUUCCUCACACACUACCCAAACCACUUGGCACGCCACAUGAAAACUCACAGCGGCGAGAAACCCUACAAGUGCCCACAGUGCGACUACGCCUCAGCGCACUUCGACAACCUCAAGCGCCACCACAGAGUGCACACGGGCGAGAAACCUUACAAGUGCCAUUUGUGCGAUUACGCCUGCGGGAACCUGGCCAACCUGAAGCGCCACCAGCGCGUGCACUCGGGCGCAAAGCCCUUCCAGUGUGCCGUGUGCAGUUACUGCUGCAACCAGAGCAUGAACCUGAAGCGGCACAUGCUCCGGCACACGGGAGAGAAGCCGUACAAGUGUCAGGAGUGCGGCUACACCACCGGUCACUGGGACAAUUACAAGAGACAUCAGAAGAAACACGGCCUGGCCACGGACGGCUGGGUCAAAGUCCCAAUGACAGGCAACAAUGAAGAAGAGGGAGGAAGAAAAGGGAUGGGAGCUGACGUUCCAGCUCACAGAAAAGAAGCAGGUGUUGAUAUGCAGUACAUGUCGAGGGAGGGAGGUCAGACAAUACACUCGUGCUACAAACUUGAGAUUGUAUAAAAUAUAACUCAGCAAAACUAAGCUACCAGCAACUUGUUUUUUUUUCUUUUUCACAGAGCCUUUAUAUUGUUUUAGUGUGUGUCUGUCUUUUAGUGUUUUGUCAGAUGUCUUCGAAGGCUGCUAAUCGUUUAUUUGUAGAAUCUCGCACAAUUAUGAAACACAAUUGUUCUUUGUAUUUUGAUCCCUUUUUUGGGUUCAGUGUCUGUUCAGUUCGUCUUCUAGUCCGUGUCAAGACAAAUAGACUUUUUCCACUGUCUUAUUCUGUAUGUUACACCACACCAGAAUAAUUCAAACAUUCCCCUCUCAUGUUACAACACAUAUCUUCAUUCAAGGACAGGAAAUACUCAAAUUCUCCUCAAAACAUGUGCACAUUUAUGCCUGAACUGUUGAGCUGCACUGUGUAGUUUUUCGGGUUUCUUUUUUCUUUGAAAAAAGGGGCAAUUGCUAUUUUUAUCAAAGCUGUUAGUGUUAGACACAAGAGUCCUGCAUGGGUCUGACUUCCUUUUUUUUUUUUCUUCAUUAAUAUUUUGUCAAAAUUUUCAGCACCCACUUCACAACCAGCACAAGAUCACACAUAUGAUCCUACCAGAACCUUAAGUCCUAUAAUAACAACACUGCGCUCAAAUAAUUCCUUUAGGCAGCAUGUUUAGGAAUUUCAAACAUGUGAGACUAAGAUAUUAUAUUUUAUGAGACAGAUUGUUAGAUUUGGGGAGAUUUAGCGACAUCUAGCGGUGAGGACUGUAGAUUGUACAUCUGAAACUCAUCCAGGAAAGGAUUCCUAUUAGUAAGUAUUAUUUGUGCAGGAGGUUUUUACAGGGAGCCACAUUAUCCGCAGAAGGCUCUUAUCCUCCAUAAAAAAAGAAAGAACUGAGAGGGUGACUAAAACUGGUAAAAACUAAUAAAGCAGUUUUACCUUAUAAAUCAGUGUUCCUCCUUCACUGUUUGGCAUGUCAGAGAUGCGUCACUAGCCCAGCAUCUGCUGAUGUUUGCUCAUCUUUUUUUCCUGAUAACUUAAAGUAUGCUCACCUUGUUUCUGAUCCAGAUGUUCAAAGCAAAUUGACGUAGUUUUGAACCUGUAAAAACACAAGAGUGUCAGUGUCAGUGUUUUUUCAAUGCCGUGUGGUACGGCGAAAACACAUCCCUGCGGAUGUGUUUCUCCUUUUUCUCUGUUACCUUAAAAUCCAGACAUUCAGGAGGUUUUUACAGGAAGCUGAAAUAUCCACAGAGGUUUCUUCCCCUCCAAAACAAAAGGAUCCAGCGAUUUAAACCCAUUAAAGCACUGAAUAAAGCAGUUUUACUUGACAAAUCAGUGUUUUUCCAACACUCAUUGUAGAGGUGUUGAUAACUACAGAGGCCGAUGCAGAAACGCAAAUAGCCCUAUCCAGAGCCAGUGUUUAGUUUGUCCAUUCUGAGCUGCUGUAGACAUAUCGCAGUGCAACAUGGACCCACUCCUAAUGUAGAUAUAUAGGGCACAUUCUAAGGUAACAAAAGCAAAGCGAUUUUUAUUUUCCGAUGAUUAUAAGCUAAAGGAAGCAUGCUUAUUAUAUUUUAUUUAAUUUCUGCAAAAAUAUCUCCCUAGUUUUGAAAUGAAGAUAACACAGGAAAUACAAUUCAAAUGACUGUUUUUUGCUUAUUCUCAUGAUAUUAAGCCCCACAUCUCUACAGUUUACGUGUAUAUUAUUAACACAUCUGACUGAAGCUGCUCUCAAAAUCCAGAAGACAGCUGACACACAGUCAGCAGGUAAAGGCUUAAAAAUUUAAAAUGUUGAAUUGAAUUAUCAUCAAUCUCAUUUUAUUUGAAACUAUCAUCCAACACCUGCGAUCCAACCUGCAUAUUCUUUUUUUUUUUUUUUUUCGACCAGAACUGAACCGGUAAGUCAAAUUUAGCCAAAAAAAUCCGGCAAAUCACCUUUUUUGUGGGCAGCUCGACUUAAUGCAGGACUCUGAUCAUAAAUGUAUUGCCUAAUUGUUUUGUAUCAAAAAUCAACUUGAAUGUUUCUGAAAGCUGAUUACAUUUACCUUGGUUACCUUUGGUUUGCUUCUUGGUAUUUUUAGGGUUCAAAAAACAAGUCAUGGAAUUUAACAACCACAUUUUCCAGGCCUGGAAAAGUCAUGGAAACAGUCAAAAUCACUGAAAUUUUGAAAAAAAACAACUUGGGCAAGAAUUUAGUAUUAGUAUUAGUAUAGUAGGUCCUUGAAAAGUUGGGAAUUAAUCUUGAAAUUUUGUCUAUGAAAAUGUGUGGGAAGCCUGUAUUUUGACUACACAGUGCAGCUUUGAGUAAAGAUGGGUCCUUCUGAGGGCCAAUAUUGUGCUUUGUUUGCGUUGGGGCACAGGCUCUGCUAACAGCAUGCCUUCAGAUUAAUUUACUAAUGUACUACUAGCAAAGUGCUAUUUGAUAAUACUGGACUUGUUUUACCCUUGAGAAACUAUACUGAUUAUAGGUUCUUUAAACCUAACAACAUAAUCUCCCGUGUCUUCAACUGCGUUGUCUUCUUUUUGCCAAAACCCUCAGGAUUAGAAAAAGUGAUUUAAAAAAAUAAUUUUGUUUUUUUAAUACUACAAUUGCAUGUGCAAGCAUUUUAUAGGCCCUCUUCAGUCUUCACUUGGUUGUUUGGUUCAAGAAAAAGCACAAACAUACACGCACUGUUGCAUUUGGAAAGUUGUGGAGGAAAAAAAAAAAGUCUCUUAUGCGAUACAGGAGAAACAAACUGUAAACAAGCAUGUUCAAAAGGAUUUUCCCCCACGAACUUGUACUUGGUACAUAUCAUGAAUUUGUCAAUUUCUGGAACUUAAAUUUGUUUAUUUUGGGUCUUUUUGAUCACGUUUCUUUUAAUUACUGUUUACUAUUAACUGUGAAAUUAGCCCAUUCUCGUGUUUUUUACUUGAAAAAGAUGACACUAUUAGUAAGCAUGUGAGUGUGUAAUGGUUUUAUUUUUUUAACGUGGCUGUAAUACACUGCUAGAAGUGCAUACUUUAAUAUAUAGAUUUUUUUUUUUAGUUUUUGAAUGUGUGAUGUGUCAUUUAGAUCCAAUGGGAAUAAUAAUAGGGACUGUGAUUUAAUUUUACACUCUUCAUGAGUUACUAUUAUAUGCAAGUGAGAUAUUUUUUCAGGUUGCAGACUUGCCAUGACACAAUGGAGCAUUGAUUCGUACUGACAUCCCCCAAGUGUCCGUUUUUGUCUUCAUGCAGUGUCUCAUAAAUGCCUUAAAUGAGGAUUUUGAAAUAAACACAUGGAAGUCAUUUCAUUGAAUGUCA
Messenger RNA from Plectropomus leopardus (leopard coralgrouper), 5448 nucleotides. RefSeq names its product zinc finger protein 513a (gene znf513a). Gene Ontology annotation, cellular component: nucleus. Gene Ontology annotation, biological process: positive regulation of transcription by RNA polymerase II. NCBI's taxonomy places the organism in Eukaryota, Metazoa, Chordata, Actinopteri, Perciformes, Serranidae. The record is from RefSeq and is a predicted model, not a curated record.